GACCGGCGCAAAUUUGUGAAGGGAAGUGCUGUGACGAAGGAGGAUUUCAGUUGCCAAUGUUCCGACGCCGCCGAUGAUGGCUUCAGCCGUCCGGCGAAAGCCAUGUGCAUCUUCUGCGAAAAGGCCAAAGGCGAACUGGAUGGCAAUUUAACGGCCGCACAAAAGCGAGAGAUCGAGUCCUGCGUCGACCUACAGGAGCGGCGCAUUCGGGCCACCAUCCUCACGGGCUUCCUCGGGGCCGGGAAGACGACCUUCCUGAACUUCGUGCUGAAAAGCCUCGGGCAUGGGCGGCGCAUUGCAGUUGUUCAGAACGAGUUCGGCAAGGUCCCAAUCGAUGACCAACUCAUGCUGUCCGUCGCUCAAGUCAUUGACAGUUGA
Symbiodinium necroappetens is the source of this 378-nucleotide messenger RNA. The record is from the annotation of a GenBank genome assembly. NCBI's taxonomy places the organism in Eukaryota, Dinophyceae, Suessiales, Symbiodiniaceae.